GAGCUGGGGAGGGGGGAGAUCUCCUCGCUCUGGAUCUUGGUUGGGUCUUCAGAUAAACUACAAUAUCCUGACGAAUCCGGUGGCCUUCUGUGACGGGACUGCAGCGUUGAUGGAUGGGGCAAAGCGACUGCCAUCAUCCCUCUGGGCUUGGCAAAGCUUUGGGCACUGUCCCCGCGAUAUCCGGGGCUCUGAGCUGGAGAGACAGGGGGAUCGACUUCUGGGACACGGCGGGCCAGGAGCGGUUCCAGAGCAUGCACGCCUCCUACUACCACCAAGCCCACGCCUGCAUCAUGGUGUUUGAUGUGCAGCGGAAGGUCACCUACAAGAACCUGAACAGCUGGUACAGGGAGCUGAGGGAAUUCCGCCCGGAGAUUCCCUGCAUUGUGGUGGCCAACAAGAUUGAUGCGGACAUGAAGGUGACCCAGAAAAGCUUCAACUUUGCCCGGAAGUUCAGUUUGCCCUUUUACUUUGUGUCUGCUGCCGACGGCACCAACGUGGUGAAGCUCUUCAACGACGCCAUCAGACUGGCCGUGGCUUACAAACAGCACUCGGGAGACUUCAUGGACCAGGUCCUGCAGGAGCUGGAGAGCUUUGACCUGCAGAAGACGGACGAGGAUUUGUCAGAUAAAGAGAAGAGCUGCCCUGAAGAGGAAACCUCAUCUGCCUAAGCCUGGUUUUCCUUUGCCACUGGACCCUGAGUCCGGUUUCCCUUGGCACUGCAUUUCUGGGGCCUGCACAGAGAACAGGGAUGUUUCUCGUGCCCUGGAGCUGUGAUGAUGGGCAGCUGGGCCUCUCCCUUCUUGUGGGAGCCCUUCUGGGCAGCAUCUCCCUUGGCUUGGCCCUCACCACUGCACAUCUCACUCAAGCCAAAGAACGAAUGUGAACAGCCCAGCAGACUGACAGACAGAGCAGGGACCUUUCCCAGCCCGUGGGUGCACUGAGCAGGGCUGAAAACACAGUUAAUGAGGAACACAGAAACUUUAUUUCA
Messenger RNA from Neopelma chrysocephalum (saffron-crested tyrant-manakin), 988 nucleotides. RefSeq names its product rab-like protein 2A. Gene Ontology annotation, molecular function: GTP binding; GTPase activity. Lineage: Eukaryota; Metazoa; Chordata; Aves; Passeriformes; Pipridae. The transcript has 6 exons. The record is from RefSeq and is a predicted model, not a curated record. The coding region runs from base 114 to 668 and encodes 184 amino acids. Gene Ontology annotation, cellular component: Golgi apparatus; endosome.